This is a messenger RNA of Xiphophorus hellerii (green swordtail), 1138 nucleotides long. RefSeq names its product Epstein-Barr virus induced 3 (gene ebi3). Bases 130 to 876 code for a protein of 248 amino acids. Lineage: Eukaryota; Metazoa; Chordata; Actinopteri; Cyprinodontiformes; Poeciliidae. The record is from RefSeq and is a predicted model, not a curated record. Gene Ontology annotation, cellular component: membrane. The transcript has 8 exons. Gene Ontology annotation, molecular function: protein binding; cytokine receptor activity.
UCAUCGGGAGUCGAGACGACAAACGCACAAACACGGACAGAGAGUCCUCAGUAUUAAAAGCGAAGACAAGCUCCUGCCUCAGCAGAGAGAGAGAAAGAAAAACCGCUGACAAAAACUGCGGAUAUAUUGAUGGCUGGGACUGUGUGUAUCACAACUAUCAUCCUCAUUUUUGGUGUUGGAAGUCAAGCUCUGGAUCUUCUCAAAGCAACUUCAGUUUUAGGAGAUCCUCCUUCCACUCCCAACGUGCACUGCUGGUGUUCCAGCUACCCCAACGUGACGUUUUGCUCCUGGCCAGAACCUUUGCCCUCCCAUCCAACACAGUACAUCGCCACCUACAGUGAGCGAGACAGUAACGCUGACCCAAAGACGUGCCACCUGGUCCCACCCGGCUCUUCAUCCUCUCUGACCACAGAACCUCCGUCUUCACUGUCUGAGCAGCUCUGGCACUGUCACUUGCCCAACCUGAAACUUCUCACUGAAUACAUUCUCAACAUCACAGCAGUUCAUUCUGGGGGAAGCAGCUUUCAUCUAACAAGUUUCAUGCUGGAGGAUAUUGUGAAACCAGAUCCUCCUGUAGAUGUCCGGGUUUCCCCUCUUACUACCAAAAACCUGCUGGUGGAGUGGUCUCCUCCUCCCACCUGGACAAGCACAGACAUCUUCCCUCUGAAGUACCAGCUACUGUACCAGUGGGAAAUUAGGGGCAGACCAAAGUUUAUCAACCUGGGUCCGUUUGAGAAAACCAAGGCCGAGCUGAGGGGGUUGAUCCCAGGGAGGACCUACCAGUUCCAGGUGUGUGCUAAGGAAAUGCUGGGCCUGGGGCAGUGCAGCGACUGGAGUUCACCUAUAAAAAUCACAAUACCAACAACAAAACUAUAGGAACUUUCCCCCGCUUUCAUUUUCAUGCAGACAGGUUGCUGCAAACCAGCAAGAAAAUAUGCUGUUCUUUAUUUAUGACCAGAGCUGCAGAAACAAUGCAACUAAGAGUUAUUGAUGUUCCGUUUUAUUUAUGCUAAAAUGUAUUCAUAUCUGUACAGUGCAGAAAUCCCAUUUAUUUUUUUGUAUCUUUUUACGGUUGUUACAUUGCUUGAACUGAACAGGAAACGUUUAAAACGGAAUAAAAACACGAUUACACAAAGUA